CGUGGAGGAAGUAAGAGAACCCUAAAAUUGAGUUGGUAUAAAAACCCUAGCAUCAGUAUUUUCAUGUAGAAGGUCGGCGGUUCCAUCACCACAACGCCGGACGACAAUGGUACUUCUCUCCUCCUCUGUCGUUCAAUCUUCAUUUCUCUCUGUCUUUCCUCUACAAGUAUUUUCUGUUGUUAGUUUGAUAUCAAAGGUUCAGAAAUCUUGUUGUUAAGAGAUUGUGGGUGUUUCCUGUCAUUUUAAAUGUUGUAUAGUGUAUUAGGUUUGUUUUUCUGACAUUUGAGUCUCGGGUUAGAGUGUGAACGAUCUAUCUCUCUUAGUUUUUUUGAGAUUGGAUCUUGCUUUCAUGCUUGUUUGUGAGAUUGAUUGGUUGUGUUAUUGCAGGGUAUUGAUCUGAUCGCCGGAGGUAAGAGUAAGAAGACCAAAAGGACAGCUCCAAAGUCUGAUGAUGUCUACCUCAAGCUUACUGUCAAGCUUUACCGGUUUCUGGUAAGGAGAACUAAUAGCAAGUUCAAUGGUGUGAUAUUGAAGAGGCUUUUCAUGAGCAAAGUCAACAAAGCUCCUCUUUCUCUAUCUAGGCUUGUGGAGUUCAUGACUGGCAAGGAAGAUAAGAUUGCCGUCUUGGUUGGAACUAUAACUGAUGAUUUGAGGGUACACGAGAUUCCAGCCAUGAAAGUGACUGCCUUGAGGUUCACAGAGAGAGCAAGGGCUCGCAUUGAGAAAGCUGGAGGUGAAUGCUUAACCUUUGACCAGCUCGCUCUCAGAGCUCCAUUGGGCCAGAACACGGUUCUUCUUAGAGGACCUAAGAAUUCACGUGAAGCAGUGAAGCAUUUCGGACCUGCUCCUGGUGUGCCACACAGUCACUCCAAGCCAUAUGUUCGGGCCAAGGGAAGGAAGUUCGAGAAGGCCAGAGGAAAGAGGAAGAGUCGUGGAUUCAAGGUUUAAGAAAGUUGUUGCCGCCAUUGGACUUGAUUCUGGAGUACUGUUGCUUCUUGGUUGCUUUUGUAAUCGGAUUUUUGUUAGGGAACUCUGUUUUUUCUUUCCUCUUUCAGACAUGCUACUAAGUUUGCUUCUACUGGAUUCAUCGUGUGGUUAUUACACUUGCAGCUUUACUAUGUUAAACUUAAUUCAUUAUCUUUCUACUAAGGUCUUGACAUCUCAAGACAUCAUAGAACUUUCUUGGUGUUUAGCAUUCUUUCAUUAUUUC
This is a messenger RNA of Arabidopsis thaliana (thale cress), 1210 nucleotides long. RefSeq names its product ribosomal protein L18 (gene RPL18). Lineage: Eukaryota; Viridiplantae; Streptophyta; Magnoliopsida; Brassicales; Brassicaceae. Gene Ontology annotation, molecular function: structural constituent of ribosome; mRNA binding. Gene Ontology annotation, biological process: translation. The record is from RefSeq and is marked reviewed. Bases 544 to 948 code for a protein of 134 amino acids. The transcript is spliced from 4 exons. Gene Ontology annotation, cellular component: cytoplasm; ribosome.